Messenger RNA from Erinaceus europaeus (western European hedgehog), 659 nucleotides. Its product is annotated as tubulin alpha-4 chain-like. Gene Ontology annotation, biological process: mitotic cell cycle; microtubule cytoskeleton organization. Gene Ontology annotation, cellular component: cytoplasm; microtubule. The record is from RefSeq and is a predicted model, not a curated record. The transcript is spliced from 2 exons. The coding region runs from base 183 to 659 and encodes 158 amino acids. NCBI's taxonomy places the organism in Eukaryota, Metazoa, Chordata, Mammalia, Eulipotyphla, Erinaceidae. Gene Ontology annotation, molecular function: GTP binding; structural constituent of cytoskeleton.
UCACAGGCAAGGAAGAUGCUGCCAAUAACUAUGCCCGUGGCCACUACACCAUUGGCAAGAAGAUUAUUGACCUCGUCUUGGACCGAAUCCGGAAGCUGGCCGACCAGUGCACAGGGCUUUAGGGCUUCCUGGUUUUCCACAGCUUUGGUGGGGGAACCGGUUCUGGGUUCACCUCUCUGCUGAUGGAGCGGCUCUCUGUGGACUACGGCAAGAAGUCCAAGCUCGAGUUCUCCAUCUACCCAGCCCCCCAGGUCUCCACAGCUGUAGUGGAGCCCUACAACUCCAUCCUCACCACCCACACCACCCUGGAGCACUCUGACUGUGCCUUCAUGGUAGACAAUGAGGCCAUCUAUGACAUCUGUCGUAGAAACCUUGAUAUCGAGCGCCCAACCUAUACCAACCUUAAUCGCCUUAUUAGCCAGAUUGUGUCCUCCAUCACUGCUUCCCUCAGGUUUGAUGGAGCCCUGAAUGUUGACCUGACAGAAUUCCAGACCGCCGCAACAACACUGCAGUGGACUCUGAAAUGCCAUGAUUUAGACAUUUUCCAGCUGAUUACAGCACUUGAUGCUUAUACAACUGAAAAAUGCUGGGGCCAGAGACUCAACAUGGCUAGCAAAAGCUCAUUAGAGACUCAGGGCAGGAUGCAGCUCAGAGUUUAG